Vanessa tameamea is the source of this 1910-nucleotide messenger RNA. RefSeq names its product glucose dehydrogenase [FAD, quinone]-like. NCBI's taxonomy places the organism in Eukaryota, Metazoa, Arthropoda, Insecta, Lepidoptera, Nymphalidae. The coding region runs from base 81 to 1907 and encodes 608 amino acids. The transcript is spliced from 3 exons. Gene Ontology annotation, molecular function: flavin adenine dinucleotide binding; oxidoreductase activity, acting on CH-OH group of donors. The record is from RefSeq and is a predicted model, not a curated record.
UGACAUCCUGACGUAAGCAAAACAUAUUAAAUUGUAUUUUAAUUUACAUAACGUUAUGUAACUCGAAGAAGUAGAACAAAAUGGAACAUUUAGAAGCACAAAUAUCAUCUAUGUGCCCAUUGCCAUUCAGUGGAAUAACUGGAGAAAUAUUCUUAAAAGCUGUGUCAACAGUGGUUGCUGUACAUUGCACGAUAUUGGAUGACUUCCAUUGGCCACCCGAUAACUCUCGAGAAAUCCUUGAAGAAGGUUCGGGCAUAUCAUUUGAUUUCAUAGUUGUCGGUGCAGGAACAGCAGGUUCUUUGUUUGCAAGCCGGUUAUCAAAUGCUUUUCCAUCAUGGAAAAUAUUACUGAUAGAAGCUGGUGACGACCCCGGCAUUGAUACUGAGAUACCGGCAUUUUUAUUCUUAAACCAAAAUUCAAGUAACGACUGGUCUUAUAAAACGCACCCAGAUGACAACAGUUGUUUAGGUUUUAAAGACAACAGUUGCAUAUGGAGCAAAGGUAAAGGGCUUGGUGGAUCAAGUUCAAUAAAUGCUAUGAUUUAUCUUCGUGGCCACCCUCAGGAUUACGCAGAAUGGUACAAUCUUGGUAACCCUGGUUGGGACUAUGAAAAUCUCGUAACUUAUUUCAAUGAACAAGAGGCACUUUUCAAAAUCACAGAUCCUGAGUUUAAAGGUUAUGACAAUGAAUGGUACAAAAUUCUCGACAAUGCAUGGAAUGAAUUAAACUUCACAUCACACAACUAUAAAAGUCACGAAGCUAUCGUUGGAACUAAAAAGACACGUCUUUUGACACAAAAUGGAAAACGUAUGAAUACUGCAAAACAAUAUUUCAAAGAUACUGAUAAAUUAUUUGUUAUGAAAAAUACACUUGUUGAAAAGGUAAUUAUAGACCCUCUAAAUAAACAAGCCUGUGGUGUAGUAGUGAAGCACAAAAGCGGUAUCAUAAUGAACAUUACUGCAAAUAAAGAAGUAAUCUUAUCGGCUGGUUCGAUCGCCACCCCGCAAAUACUUAUGAUGUCGGGAAUCGGACCAAAGUCGCAUCUCGAUGAAAUUGGUAUUGAUUGCCAUCAAAAUUUAAAAGUAGGACAAAAUUUACAAGAUCACGUCCUCCUUCCUCUGUUUUUGAAAACGAAUAUGAAUAUGACCACAUCAACUGACGUUAUAAAUAUACUUCUGCUUCAGUAUAUGCUAACUAAAACUGGUCCAUUCUCUAACAUCGGUUUAACUGAUUAUAUGGGUUUUAUUGAUACAGAGAGAAAUUUGGAUUAUCCUGAUAUUCAAUUCCACUAUUUCUAUUUUACUAAAAAUGAUAAUUUUGUUUUAAAACCUUACCUCGAAGGGCUCGGUUAUAAAAUUGAAAUCAUCGAAGCAAUAGAAGAUUUGAAUAUAGAUCACGAUUUUUUGGGUAUUUAUCCUACACUUCUGCGUCCCAAAUCUACAGGUGAGAUACUUCUGCCAAAACGACCCUUAACAGCGCCUAUUAUAAAGGCUAAUUAUUUUCAACAUCCUGACGAUGUACGUACAUUCUUAAGAGCUAUUGAUUUUGUCCACAAACUUGAAAAAACUUCCAUUUUUCGCGAAAUGGGAAUUGAAUUACUGAACGUUAGCAUCCGAACAUGUAAUGAACAUUUAUUCAAUACGGACAACUAUUGGUGGUGCUAUAUAAGUCAUAUGGCGACUACUAUUUACCAUCCCGUUGGUACCGCUAAAAUGGGUCCACGAAACGACGUCAAUGCCGUUGUAAAUCACGAUUUACAAAUUCACGGAAUUUCAAAUCUUAGAGUUGUUGAUGCAAGUAUCAUGCCUACCAUACCGGGAGGUAACACUAUGGCUGCGACAUUAGUGAUAGCUCGAAAAGCUGUUGAUAUUAUAAAAAAGCAUUACGAUAGCAAAGAUGAACUAUAACUG